AUGAUUGAUUUUCUAUCAGGCCUUUUUCUGGCCUUGCUGUCACUUGUUGCAGUUGUGAAAGCCAUCACACUUUACAAGUCAAAAGUUACACAGCACAGAUGUGACGGAGUUACAGAAACUUCAUUAUCAGCAGACAGCCAGUUACAAUCCAGCACGUCACUAUCUCAUUGCCGAUCUCCAGGCUGCUAUCGAUGCUCAAAUAACCAGGGCACUUUGCAAACAGCCCUGACCAGACUGAGCUAUUAUGCACAUGGAGAUAAUAGUGCUAAAGAUGGUACCGCAUUUGUUAGUUUGUUAUCUGUAUCAUUUUCCCCCCACAACUGGUUUCUGCAUUAUUAUCCUCUUUUCAUAGACAGUCUGAAAGUCCCAGGAGAUGAUUGCAAGUUGUAUGUUGGUGAUCAGACAUGUUGCUGGCAAGAGGGGAAGGUUCUGUGUUUUAAUGAUGCUUUCCCACAUUCAGUGGAGCACACAGGAGCAGCACCUGGCAGCAGCUUAAGAGCGGUGUUUAUGUUGGAUCUUUGGCACCCUGAUAUCACAAAGACCCAAAAGGAUAUUCUGAAUUAUACUUUUAGUGCCUGA
Messenger RNA from Candidula unifasciata, 579 nucleotides. NCBI's taxonomy places the organism in Eukaryota, Metazoa, Mollusca, Gastropoda, Stylommatophora, Geomitridae. The record is from the annotation of a GenBank genome assembly.